CGGACCAACUGUGGAAACAAAUCCGGCUGUCAGGAAUCUUUUAACGAUAUCGGAUUAAAAGAAGAAAUCCUCGCUGAAAAACUUCACAAAUAUCCUGAAGACAGACUCUCUCAUUCUUCUUAUUAACGGUCCUCAUACUUCUCAACACACCAAGUGGUCUCUGAAGCUCUUGUAAAACAGUAACACAAAAAAACAACAACAACAACAAUGGCUUCUGGUUCGUCCUCCCCGGACACCGCCACGGGCUCCGGUACCGACCCGGCCCGGCCCGACACCGGAGAGCCUCUCGGGGGGGCAGGGUCGGACUCGGACUCGGACCUGGGGCUGGAUCAGUUUGACUGCAGCGGUGGGGAGGACCGGCUGGAGGGGGACGACCUGCAGCGGGAGUUCGAGUCCGCGGCAGACCGGGUCCGGGACCUCGUGCAGAGCGCCGCGAGGGACCAGCUGCUCUACCUGUACGCCCGGUACAAACAGGCCAAAGUGGGAAAGUGCAAUACACAGAAACCUGGCUUCUUUGACUUUGAAGGACAGAGAAAAUGGCAGGCCUGGAAGCAGCUGGGAGACAUGGAGGCGGAUCAGGCGAUGCAGGAGUACAUUUCCUGCGUCAACGAGUUGGACCCUGAAGGCAGCACGAAGAAAGGACGAGGAGCAAAGAGAAGAACAGGCUUCGGAGGAGCAACAGUCAGCUCUCUAUACCAGGAGGAGAUGAUCAGGGAAGAGGAUAAAAACAUCUUCGACUACUGCAGAGAAAACAACAUCGAGCACAUCAGCGAGGCCAUCGCCUCCCAGAGAGUGGAAGUCAACAAUAAAGACGAAGAGGGCCGGGCUCUCCUGCACUGGGCCUGUGAUCGAGGACACAAGGAUCUGGUUUCUGUUCUCCUGCAGCACAAAGCGGACAUCAACAGUCAGGAUAAUGAAGGACAGACGGCGCUACAUUACGCGUCGGCCUGUGAGUUUGCAGAGAUCGUGGAUCUGCUGCUGAGCUCCGGCGCCGACCCGUCCAUCAGAGAUCUGGAGGGUUCCCUCCCUGAAGAGGUGACCGAAUCCAGCGCCAUCUCCUCCCUCCUGCAGCAGCACACGGCUCCAAAAGGAUAGACUCCACCCCCCAUCUCCUCCUAUCUCCUCCCCUCCAUCAUCACCUCCUCCCUCCUCCCUACAGAGACUCUAACCCCCUCCAGAAGUUAGUUAGUAAACCAUUUUAUCUCCAAAGUUUGAUUUCUCUGCCUCCGCUCUUCGUGGACUGAAGGGUGUAAACAUUAGACUCGUGAAAUGUUUAUUUUAUUUAUCUGAAUAUUGUUUAUUGAAUUUAACGCCCGGUGGGGUUGGGUGAUAUGACGCUCACUGUCUUUGAGAUUCUUGCUGUACUGAAGUUGUUCUUCAAAUAGAUAUCCCUAAUAAUGCAAAUCAUGAACAGGAACUAGUCUCUUCUGCAGCUCUGUGAACUCGGAGAUGUUGAGGACCCCAAAGUGUUAUGUUAGAAAUGUACAGUAGGGUCCCCAGCACAUAGAAACUGCCGGAUGCUAACCUGCAUACGUUGGGCAAUUUGCACAAUUAGCAUAAGUUGCAUUAGUUAGCAUAUGCAGACGAUAGCUAAAACGUGUCUUUGCCUAUUUGGACAAUUUUAGAGUGGUUUUGGAGGUUAUUGAGGAUCCAUUUCUGACAUCUUCAGGAUCAAAAUGUCAGUUUUAACCAGAAAGUGGCCGUAUCUCUACUCUCUGUGGGCUGAUUUUGAUUACCAUGACUCGUGUUGAGACCAUUAGAUACAGAGAGCACAAGAUGAACAUUAUAACCUCUACUUUGGGCAAUUUUCUUUCAAAUAAAUAAGCAAUCUCUCCAACCGUAAUGAUCCAGAGUCCCCUGGAACGUCAUAAUCAACCAAAAAUGUGUCAAAGACAACAAAUAUGGCCACUUUCUGGUUAAAAAACUGCCAUGUUUGAUCCUGAAGAUGUCAGAAAUGGAUCUUCAAUAACCUCCAAAACCACUCCAAAUCAGCCAAGCCAUUUAUUAGCUAUUGUAUGCAUAUCCUAAUUAACGCUUCUUAUGCUAAUUGUGCAAUUUGACAAACAUAUAUGCAGGUUAGCGUCCGGCAGAUUCUAUGAGCUGGAGACCCUACAUUACAUUUCUAUCAUAAAACUCUGGGGUCUCAACAUUUCCAGGUUCCCAACAGGACUCUAUGAGCUGGUAAAAGACUAACAAGAGAUUCAUCCGGUGUUUCAGUGACCGGACGAACCAAAAACUGACAUUUCCAUUCAUCAAAAUACUGUACACAACUUCAGCAGAAUCUCAUCACAUUCAUAUAUGUAUAUAUUGUUCUCACAGUAUGAAAUGACAUACUGUAAUUAAAUAUUUGUACAUAUCACCCACUCCUACUGCCCAGGCCUUUUAGUCUGGCUCCGCCCCCUCUGAGUAUUUCUUCAUCAUUCAGUUGUUUCAGGAAUGCUUUAAUCAUGUCAUUAAUCACAUUAAAGUCUUCAACAAGUCA
Trematomus bernacchii (emerald rockcod) is the source of this 2482-nucleotide messenger RNA. RefSeq names its product acyl-CoA binding domain containing 6 (gene acbd6). Gene Ontology annotation, molecular function: fatty-acyl-CoA binding; protein binding. NCBI's taxonomy places the organism in Eukaryota, Metazoa, Chordata, Actinopteri, Perciformes, Nototheniidae. The record is from RefSeq and is a predicted model, not a curated record. The transcript is spliced from 8 exons. Bases 208 to 1095 code for a protein of 295 amino acids.